Vicugna pacos (alpaca) is the source of this 4699-nucleotide messenger RNA. Lineage: Eukaryota; Metazoa; Chordata; Mammalia; Artiodactyla; Camelidae. The record is from RefSeq and is a predicted model, not a curated record.
GCUGGGCUGGGACGCGCGGCAGCCUUGGCAAACUCUGCAAACGUCCCUAGCUGAUCGCGGAGGCUCGAAGCUGCGGGAGGGCUCCCGCAGAACAGCAGAUCCUCGCAGCCCCGCAGAUCCCGCGUGCAUCCGUCUAGACUUCCUCUACCAACCCCACCGCAGAGCAUCCCGCCGCGCAUCGCCCGCCCAAGAGUUGGCCGCUAGGAGGUUGUGGCUCUUGGGUCCGGGAAACCCGAGUCCAGGGAAGCCCGGAGAGCCACGGCGCCAGGGGCGGCCCGGGGCGGUGGGAUGAGCUGGAGAGCAGGCUGAGCGCGCGGAGAGGCAGGUUCAGCAGGUUCAGCCACCGCGGGGGACAUGGCAUCCUGGUUCUGGAGAAGGCUUCGUGGCAAGAGGCGGUUGGUGAUGGUGUUCUGUCUCUUGAUGACUCUGUCUGUGGUGGCUAUCACCCGCUUCCCACUGCAGCGUCCAAGUGCUGGCCCAGCCCCUGGUCCUGUGGAGCCCCAGGGGGUAACCAGCAUUCUUGCUCCCAAUAGCCGGCAGGCUCUGAGCUCCAGUUGGAGGCAGCAGGCAAGAAACCUAAGGUUCCGGAGAGGCUGGGCUUUCCCUGGGAAUUCCAUCCUGGUGUGUGCUGCGGAGCAAGGCCACGGAGGGAGCAUGGAUAGCAGCAGGCAGUCCCCUGGCAGGGACAGUAGGCGUCCAGGGAGAGUCAGGAGGGAUGUUACUUUGGCACCAUCAGGAGAUUUGAGACUUAGUACCCGGCAUCUUGUGCUCCCAAGGGAGAAUGAGGUCAGGAGUCCAGGAGCCAGAGACCUGGACCCCCCCUGGCAUGACAGCCCUCUCUGGGAAGCACAGAAUGAGACAGGCACCUCAGAUGGCCCCCUUGCAGGGCGUGACACAGCAGCAUUUCUGGCUUGGAGAACUACUGCUGGCCUUACCCUCUGGCCCCAUCCAGUGGAAGGCGAGGAUCUGCCAGGAGCAGGGAGCAGAACCUUGACUGGUGGACAACAAACAGGGGGUCCUGCACCGGCCACAGGGGCUCGUUGGUGGCCUGGCUCUGUUGGGGAGCUUCAAGGGUCCGUCUGGUGUGAUGCUGAGCCCCCUGGACUGUUGAGCAGCUCAAGGACAGGCGGGCAGGUCCCCCCAUGGCUCACAGAGCAUGAUGUGCAGACCCUCCAGCUGCUGGCCCAGGGGGAGGUGGUGGGCAAAGCCAGAGUCCCUGGCCAUGGGCAGGUGCUGCAGGUCGGCUUCUCCACUAAGGGUGCCCUUCAGGAUGUAUCUCGUAGGCUCAGCCAGCUCUGCUCCCAGGGGCUCUGUGGCCUGAUCAAGAGGCCUGGGGACCUGUUGGAAGUCCUGUCCUUCCACCUGGACCGUGUGCUGGGGCUGCACCGGAGCCUACCUGCUGUGGCCAGGAGCUUCCAUAGCCCCCUGCUGCCCUACCGCUUCACAGAUGGUGGCACGAGGCCCGUCAUCUGGUGGGCACCAGACGUGCAGCACCUGGGUGACCCAGACGAUGACCAGAACUCUCUGGCCUUGGGCUGGCUGCAGUACCAGGCCCUGCUGGCACAUGGUUGCAGCCGGCCGGGCAAGGGUCCAUGCCUGGACAUCCCUCACGCCGAGUGGGCACGCCUGGCACUCUUCGACUUCUUGCUGCAGGUCCAUGACCGCUUGGAUCGCUACUGCUGCGGCUUUGAGCCCGAGCCCUCGGACCCCUGUGUAGAGGAGAGGCUCCGAGAGAAAUGCCAGAACCCAGGGGAGCUGCGGCUGGUCCACAUCCUGGUCCGGAGCAGUGAUCCAUCUCAUCUGGUCUACAUCGAUAAUGCCGGCAACCUUCAGCAUCCUGAGCACAAGCUGAACUUCCGGCUGCUGGAGGGCAUCAAUGGGUUUCCUGAGUCUGCUGUGAAGGUUCUGGCAUCAGGGUGUCUACAGAAUAUGCUGCUCAAGUCGCUGCAGAUGGACCCGGUGUUCUGGAAAAGCCAAGGCGGACGACAGGGGCUGCAGAAGGUCCUCCAGACCCUGGAGCAACGAGGACAGGUCUUGCUGGGCCACAUCCGGACACAUAACCUGACACUUUUCAGGGACAAGGGCCUGUGAGCCCCCCACUGCCCAGGUGGGACUCUCUCCUUGCUGGGAGGGCAGGGUGCCUCACAACACAACCUGAGUGGAUGAGCACCCGUCUUCUCAGCCACGUUUUCUUGGAUUCACCCAUAUUGAAGACAGAAGGUAAAGCCAGAAGCCAGAAGGGCACCAUGGAUGCCACGGGAUGUGUCACCUGCUUGGGAUGGUGGAGGUGAUGGGUGCUGGGUUUUCAGUCUCAUCACAUUCCUUUGUGCCUGCUUAGCUCUGGCUAUUUAUUCCCUUGCACCAAUAAAUACAUUCAAGAAUGUUCUGUGAACUGCUUCAGGUACUGAAAGAUCAUGCAUCCCACAUGCACAUGCAGAGGUGGAUGUGUGUGUGUGUGUGUGUGUGUGUGUGUGUGUGUGUGUAGAGGUGUGUACAUAUACGUGGCAUGUGUGUACCUGCCCACAUGCAUAUCAGAUGAGCCUGAUGAGGGUCUUUACAGAGUUGUGGCCCAGAGCUGCUCUAGCAGAAAAUGAACCCAGGUCUAUGAAGCGAAACACUAAGCAUUUUGUCUAUAUAGGCUUUAGAUGUUCAGUUCUUAUUCACUUAUAUUUUUGGUGUAGGAAUCAUAAAAGUAAUACAUGCUCACUAAAAACAAAUUCAUGAAUAAGGGAAGCAUAUAAGAAGUGUGACUCUCAGAAACUCCCUAGAGAUUGUGUGUGUGUGUAUUUCACACCACACUACAUGCAAAUUAAAAUAUGAUAAAAGUUGGGUGUCUUUGUCCCCUCACUAUUUUUACUGUAUUGUAUUUCCUAUAUUCUGUAUCAGCCACUGGGGUUGACCCAAUUCUUAUUCAUGACUUCAUGGAACUCCAAGGCAGGGAUGUGUCAUGUUUUCAUUUAGCUGUUCUCAUGAUGAACAUUUAGGUGGCUGUGAUGUUUAUUAUUUCCUUCCUUCUGCUGACUUUAGACUUUGUUUGUUCUUCUUUUUCUAAUUCUUUCAGGUGGCAGGUUAGGUUGUUUGAGAUUUUUCUUGUUUUUUUGAGGAAAGGCCUGUAUUGCUAUGGACUUCCCUCUUAGGACUGCUUUCGUUGCAUCUCAGAGAUUUUGCAGAUUUAUGUUCAUUGUCAUUUGUCUCAAGAGGAAUGGACUUGGAUGUAGUAAUUUUGGGUUCAGAAUUCUGGGCUUGGCCACUUGUUGGUUAGCACCUGACGAAUGCUUACGAGCACUGGCUAUAAUAACCACGGACAUUUACUGAGCGAUGACUACAUGCCAGGCACUGUGAUCAUGUUUCCAUGGAUCAAGGCAUUUAACCUCACCAUCACCUGAUGAGUAGGCGAAGAACCUCAGCUGGGGAAGGAGAGACUUGCCUGAGGCCACUCGAUGGAGGCAGCAGAGUCUGCCAGUGGCCUGCAGGAGCACUGCGUGUCAUGAGCUGAACACACAUGGUGGCCUCCACUGUGCCACGAGCUUUAUGCAAACCUUCGGGACAACUCCAGGACAAGAGACAGUGUGUGGAAGAUGUUGGAGAUCAUGUACUGUGGUGACCAUGUGUUCCAGAUGUGUGGAGACAGGCGCAUUUGUACCUAUCCUGUCUGAUUUGUGUCCUGGCACUGUUUGGUGAGUGAGAGACCCUAACUGAGGACAUGGGAAGUGUGAGGGCAGCACUGUGGGCAGGAGGGGCAGAGAAAGAGCACUGCCUGGGUCGGGGAGGGCACAGAAAACACAGGAGAGGUCUUGGGGACAUUAAGCCAGUUCCCCCUUGGCCUGGGCUCUCAGAUAAGUGGGUGGUCUUCACCUGAACCCCCAAGGCUCAGCCAUCAGCUCAGUAAGACACUUCCUGCAGCCUCCACUCCUGGACCACCUGCAGCCAAGGGCUGUUUCUCUGGAUCUCUGGCUCUGUCAGUCUGCCUCUGCUGAUUCUGGCCUUUUUUCUCCUCAAAGCUGCCGCAAGGCCUCUUCAGUGGGGUCACGGGAGACCCAGAGACUAUGAUCACUCUGAGGGAGGAACAGCACAAAGGGAGUUCUUCCUCCUCUGUCCCUGGACCCCUCCUUCCCCACCCUGGACCAGCAAUGGUGCUGUCUGAGCCUCUCCUGACCCACCAGGUUCUGGCCAGCACUGCUCAGGGGGUGCUCAUCUCGGGGUCUGUGAGAGCUAGGGCUCUCAGCCAGUGACCAGGAUACUUGUCUAAUGCACAGCUUUGCCUCAGGAACUCCCAAUCAGCCUGGCUACAGCCUGAGACUCCACCUCCCCCAGGAUACCUUUCUCUCUCUCCUUCGCAGGAGUCAGACCUCAUGCAUCAUGGCCUCCUUGUGAAGAAAAGGCUAAAACUCUCCUUCUCUAAGGACAAAUUUGAUCUUGAGUUAAUUUUCUAGCUGUUCCCAUGGAAACCGGAUAAAGCUUCAAUGUCAGGUGUGGUAUUCAGUGAAACUGCUGUUGGUAAAAAUGACCUCUGAAAAACUGGAAGGACCUUGAAUGAACUAAAGUACUUGACAGGACAUCCUAGCUGAGGCUUCCCCGAGUGCGAGUGUGGCAAUUCCUAUAACCCAGGAGGUUCCUCCAGGGACCCGGGAACUUGAUUGUGGGCUGUUUAGAAGAUAAUGGCUCCUAUGGGACUUUUAAGCCGAAGUGGCCCCCAAAC